AAGCCGCGUGAUGUUCCUAACUUUCUCAACUUUGUUUUACAUGAUAGUUAGAGAGCAAGUCGUUAAGUGGGUUUUAGUUUUUUCAGAUGAAUUUUUGUAUAUAUUUUCGCUCUACUGGUUUAGUUAAUCUUAGAAGUUUGAACGAUAUUUACUUGGUUGGUGGUUUACAAAAGAAAACAGUAACACGUCAAAUCACACUAGCAAACUUAGAUAAGAUUUAUUCCGCACUCAGUCUCUCUGCUCUCACCGACGCCUCAUUACCCUAAUUUAGUGCUGCGAAAAAUUUGCAAUUUCACUGUUGGUCUUGGAGAUUGGCCUCUGUAUCAAGAUGGAUCUGCUGAGCAGUUUACCAGACGAGGUUCGUUGUCACGUAUUGUCAUUCCUUACCACAAAGGAGGCAGCGUCGACAUCACUUCUCUCAAAGAAAUGGCGCAACCUGUUUGCACUUGUCCCACAACUUGACUUUGAUGACUCUGAGUUUCUUCAUCCGGAAGAUGGUAAGCGGGAAAGAGAUGGAAUUAUAGAAAGCUUCAUGGAUUUUGUGGAUAGAGUAUUGUCUCUGCAGGGCAAUUCUCCCAUUCGUAAGUUCUCUCUCAAGUGUGAAACUGGUGUCUCUCCAGCUCGUCUGAAUCGUUGGUUAUGUGAAGUGCUGCAGCGUGAUGUUUUAGACCUCGAUCUCACCAUUGAUUUAGGGUAUGGUUAUUACCUGCCUCAAGAGUUGUUCGUGAGUGAGACACUAGUCAAUCUGAAGUUAAAAAGUGCGUUUGGUAUUCAUUGGUGGACUGGAGCUGAAGGCACUUCUUUACCAAUGCUUAAAAGUCUUUGUGUUUACUCGGGAAGGGUUUUUUGUGAUGAUAAGCUUCAGGUGCUUCUUCCUUCUUUCCCUGUCCUUGAGGAUUUACAAAUGUCUAAUAUUCAGUGGAUAGAUUCUGAUGACACCGUCUCAAGUGCUACUCUCACAACGCUCCAUAUUACCGGCUUCCGCGCUCAAAAUCCAAAGAGUAUUUCUUUUGAUACUCCAAAUCUGCGUUCCUUUGUCUACACUGAUUUUGUUGCGGAGGACUAUCCAUUAGUCAAUAUGAAAAACUUGACUUUCGCUCGAAUCGCCCUUAGAACAAAUGGCGAUCAAAUCAAGCAAGUAAGAUUGCCAAAUAAUGAUCGCAACUUUGGCAAUGUGGUGAAACUCAUGAACGGCAUACAAAACGUUCAGGAACUUCACUUGUGUCCUGAUACCGUCGAGUUGCUUUCUCUAUGCUGUGAAUCGAUGCCAGUGUUCAACAACGUCAAAAAGUUACUUAUUUACAGUGAUGAGGCUCGAGGAUGGCAAGCAGUGCCAGUUCUUCUAAAGAAUUGUCCACAUUUAGAAAUUCUAAUCUUUGAGGGUCUCGUGCACCAUGUGACAGAUAAAUGCGGGGAUGCUUGUGACUGCAUUUAUCGAAAGGAAAAAGGCAGUUCGCUCAGAUCUUGUCCAGUGAAAGUGGUAGAGAUAAAAGGUUUUGGAGUAACAAUGAAAGAAAAGCACAUGAUAGAGCAUUUCUUGGACUACUUUUCGUGUUUGAAGGAGAUGAAGAUUUAUGUUGAAGAAGAUGGUAUUACACAGAUUAUGAACAACCCUGAAGUGUCUAAACUUGUCUUGGAUGAGAUGGAAGAGUACGACGAGAUGUACAGUUGCAAUGUCAAGCUAUACUUGGAUAAGAAGUCGAUUAGAAAUCUCUGAAGAAGAAGGCCUCCUCCGAAUUUCGUCUUAUGUAUCAUAUCCUUAUCCUUGGCUCGGCCAGACUCAUUCUCACGCCUGUUUUGCUUGAUUCCUCGAAACUUUCUGAUUGUGUUUGAACUACGAAUUGACCUAAGGGUUACUGAUUGAUUUUCAUCCUCUAGACUCUAUCUUUAUGUGUGUAUUUGCAGUUUGAUCAUUAACUUGUUGGUUUCACUAGAUUUUGCCAUAAACAUUAGAGUAAAUCUUGAUGUUGUUUCAA
Camelina sativa (false flax) is the source of this 1976-nucleotide messenger RNA. RefSeq names its product F-box protein At3g03040. Gene Ontology annotation, molecular function: protein binding. The record is from RefSeq and is a predicted model, not a curated record. Lineage: Eukaryota; Viridiplantae; Streptophyta; Magnoliopsida; Brassicales; Brassicaceae.